Molecule: messenger RNA, 2779 nt
Organism: Acipenser ruthenus (sterlet)
Lineage: Eukaryota; Metazoa; Chordata; Actinopteri; Acipenseriformes; Acipenseridae
Product: ultra-long-chain fatty acid omega-hydroxylase-like
Exons: 13
Coding region: 85-1677 (530 amino acids)
Molecular function (GO): heme binding; oxidoreductase activity, acting on paired donors, with incorporation or reduction of molecular oxygen; iron ion binding
Source: RefSeq, a predicted model, not a curated record
UCAUACCCUCCCUGAUCUGCUGAGCUCCCUCAGACACUGCACCUACCAGACCCACAACUGAAGCUCCUGGAAGCGCAGCUCAGGAUGCUGGUCCUUCUGGAGCGAGUGUGGGGGUCUCUCUCCCUCAAUCAGAGAUCCCCGCGGGGGCUCCUGCUCUCUGGCGCCCUCUUGCUGCUCCUGUAUGUCGUGUUGAAGCUCACGCUGCGGACUGUCCGCUUCCUGUGGCGCUACAGCGUCAACGCACGGCGGCUCCGGUGUUUCACCGAGCCGCCGCGAAGAAACUGGCUCUUAGGACACCUCGGCCUGAUGAAGAACACGGAGGAGGGUCUGCAAGCGGUGGACGAGCUCGUCAGGACCCACGUGCACUCCUGCUCCUGGUGGCUUGGUCCCUUCUACCCCCUGCUGCGCUUCUUUCACCCCGACUACAUCAAACCCCUGCUGAUGGCCUCCGCUUCAAUCGUGGUCAAGGAUGAACUCUUCUAUGGAUUUCUGCGCCCAUGGCUGGGGAACGGCCUCCUGCUCAGUAAUGGCGAGCGCUGGGCGCGGCACAGACGCCUGCUGACUCCCGCCUUCCACUUCGACAUCCUGAAACUCUACAUGGAAAUCUUCAACAAGUCCACGGACAUCAUGCACGCAAAGUGGCGCCACCUGCUGGCUGAGGGGACCAGCUGCCUGGAUAUGUUUGAUCAGGUCAGUCUGAUGACUCUGGACAGCCUCCUCAAAUGCACCUUCAGCUACGACAGCAACUGCCAGCAGAAACCCAGCGAGUACAUCGCUGCCAUCUUUGAGCUGAGCACCCUGGUGAAGCAGCGGCAGCUCCACCUGCCCCAUCACCUGGACUUUCUGUACCGGCGCUCGGAGGAGGGCAGGCGGUUCGCCCGCGCCUGCGCCGUCGUUCACCAGUUCACCUCCGCGGUGGUGCGGCAGCGCAAAGCAGCCCUGCAGAGCCAGCAGGGACUGGGAGAGGAGCUGCUGGCAAAGAAGGGCAAGGUGACGGACUUCAUCGACGUGCUGCUGCUCUCUAAGGACGAGGACGGGAAUGGACUCUCCGACGAAGAAAUCAAAGCGGAAUGCGACACCUUUAUGUUUGAAGGUCACGACACCACAGCCAGUGGAAUCUCCUGGGUCCUUCACAACCUCUCCCAGCACCCAGAGUACCAGGAGCUGUGCAGAGAGGAGAUCAACAUGCUGCUGGCAGGGCGAGACAGCGAGGAGAUCGAAUGGAAUGAUCUGUCUCAGCUGCCCUUCACCACUAUGUGUAUAAAGGAGAGUCUCCGACUGCACCCUCCCGUCAACGCGGUGACGCGCCGCUUCACCAAGGACAUCAAGGUACCAGAGGACCGUCUCAUCCCUUCAGGAAAUAUCUGCCUGGUCAGUAUCUAUGGAACCCACCACAACCCAGUAGUGUGGCCUGAGCCUGAGGUUUACAAUCCAUACCGUUUCGACCCGGAGAAUGCUAAAGGCAGGUCGUCAUACGCCUUCAUCCCCUUCUCUGCAGGGCCCAGGAACUGCAUCGGGCAGAACUUUGCCAUGGCUGAGAUGAAGGUGGUGGUGGCUCUAACCCUGCGUCGAUUCAGGGUCUCUCCCCACACCAAGGAGGUCCGUCGCAAGCCAGAGCUCGUCCUCCGAGCCGAGGGAGGCCUCUGGCUUCAACUGGAACCAAUAACCAACCGGUGAACAUCGUCCCAGCACCUCUGAGACCCCCCAACAACCAACCAGUGAAACCCUGAACCAGAGGACAUGGCCCCAGCACCUCCGAGACCCCAACAACCAACCAAUGAACCCCUGAACCAGAGGACAUGGUCCCAGCAUCUGAGACCCCCCAAUAACCAGAGCUUCCUCCUUGAUUUUUGAAUGUGUUUUGCGACUGAUUGUUCAUUCUCGAGUGUGUCUCAUCUUUACUUUCCAUCCCUUGAUUUUAUUUGUACAAUUGUAAUUCAUUGUAUUGCUUCUAUUAUGCACAAGGUUUCCUUUUUUAAAUGCGAUUCCUGUUAGCACUAUCAGUGUUUCCACUGGUCCCCCUCUUCCUGAUUCCUUGCUUGUUUUUAGAUUUACUGUAGAGCUGAUUGGAGCACGUCCACACCAUUCUGAACUCCCAGGGAUGCUCAGCUCUUAAUGCGGUGGCAUUGCUCUUGCACUGUUUAAUGCGGUGGCAUUGCUCUUGCACUGUUUAAUGCGGUGGCAUUGCUCUUGCACUGUUUAAUGCGGUGGCAUUGCUCUUGCACUGUUUAAUGCGGUGGCAUUGCUCUUGCACUGUUUAAUGCGGUGGCAUUGCUCUUGCACUGUUUAAUGCGGUGGCAUUGCUCUUGCACUGUUUGUGGUUUCCAAGAAAUGCAAAAAAUCAAGUUUGUAUUGUAUUUUCAUGCUUUCAUGUUUAAAUGUUAAUGCAUUUUAUAUAGAUAUAAUGUGACUGGAGUUGUCUUUCCUAGUCCUGUCUGGAUACAGGUCUCGUGUUAGAGAAAGUUAAGUGCCAGUAACUUUCACUGCAUUCAAUCAUGUUCACCUUGGGCAAAAGCAUGGAAAAUAUCCAAAAUCACUUUUCCUUUUCUCUGAAACCUUUCUGAUGUGCUGAGCAACGUUUUCAAAUUUUCAUUUUCUUAACAUGGAAUUACUGCACCUCCUUUUCCUGGUGUUAAAGAUUUUGGUGUAAAACACUUUGAACUAUAACCCAAGUGUUUUACAACAUAAAUCAGAGAGGCUUGUCUUGUUGGUUUUGUCACUUGCCUUGCAUGCAGCAUCACAUGCUCCACUCACUGCAAGAAGAGACCAACAGCCAAUU